Corvus hawaiiensis (hawaiian crow) is the source of this 976-nucleotide messenger RNA. It is a transcript of the gene TMEM220, whose product is annotated as transmembrane protein 220. The transcript has 6 exons. The record is from RefSeq and is a predicted model, not a curated record. Lineage: Eukaryota; Metazoa; Chordata; Aves; Passeriformes; Corvidae. Bases 17 to 496 code for a protein of 159 amino acids.
CCGGCCCGCCCCGGCCAUGGCGGCGCGGCUGUGGCGGCUUUGCAAUGUCUUCAUGGCUGCCUUCUUCGGGCUGGCGGCCGCCGUGCAGGUGAACGACCCCGACGCGGGGCUGUGGAUGGUUGUCUACUUAGUGCCAGCUGCCCUGACACUGCUUGUCAGCAUCAACCCUUCAGUAACAGAUAAUGAUGUUUGGAGGAGCCUCUGUGACCUUCAUUCUGUGGUCUGUGUUGUUGGGACCAUUGCCUUGGCUUACUCUUUGUUUGCUUAUGCCCAAGGAAACAUUUUUCACGAAGAGGAAGGCAGAGAAUUGUUUGGUCUGGUGAUUAUUACAGUAUGGAUGAGUCUUUGUCGCAGUUCAGCAAAGAGUCCCCUGAGAGGAGUUCACUUGGUUGCUGCAGUCGUUGUUGCCCUCUUCCCCUUUGUUUCGUGGCUGUACAUUUAUGUGAACAAAGACAUGCGAGAAUCUUGGCCAACACACUGCAAAACGGUGAUUUAAUUGGGUGGGAGAAAGACUACAGUAACUAUGCUGUCCUUACUUGCCUUUGUUUUUGGUGCUUAAUGAAAGGUUAGUGUCAGUUUGAUAGGACCAAAGAACACCUGGCUGCUUCCAGCAGUGCUACUUGAGAUUUAGUAAGAUGUUGAGGAACACUGUCAAAUCUGAGUGGGGAAUUUUUCUAUGGAAACCGCUGUUCAGCUGGCUGCUGCUUACAUUUUCCAAGCACCAUUGAUCCAAUGUGUGCUCUAAUGGUAUAUUCAAGAUAUCAUCACAUCCCUGGAUCACUCUCCAAUCACCUCAUACUUUGGGAAAUCUACCAUUCUGUAACAUAAGGGACAAGUAAAGCAAAAAAUAUUUUAAUAAAUUACUAUUUACAACCAUGGAACUUUCAAAUAUGUGCCUGGAUAAUCCAUUUCAGACGUCCUGGAAAAUUGAGCAGUCUGUAUUUCUGUCCUAAGUAGAAUAUAGCUGAAAAAAUAA